Helianthus annuus (common sunflower) is the source of this 984-nucleotide messenger RNA. RefSeq lists its product as uncharacterized. The record is from RefSeq and is a predicted model, not a curated record. Lineage: Eukaryota; Viridiplantae; Streptophyta; Magnoliopsida; Asterales; Asteraceae. Bases 1 to 984 code for a protein of 327 amino acids. The transcript has a single exon.
AUGGCAGAGAAUUCAUCUUCUCACCGACGAUCCGGUCCUCGACCAAAUGUCGGAAACAAUUUACCAGUCGAAGGAAUGGUGGAAGAGGCCUCAGACGAUAAUGAGGUUCAAUCUAAUGGAGCAAAUAACCCCGUUACUCCAGGGAUAUUUCCCAUAAAUCCCGCCCAAUCAAUUCUACCACCGGGGGAAACUCCGAUAUCAUGGUAUGUCCGGUCACAAGGAGCAUUAAAUGCAGUGUAUACACAAUUGUGUGCUCAAACCGCUCCCGUAACACAAUCACGAAGGCCAGGAUCUAGAGCUCAUGCUUCUCAACGAGAAGAAUCGACGAAUGAUGGAACGAACAGCUAUGAGUCACAGCCUCGUCAAAGGCAAUCAGUUCAUGAUAGGUUGGGCUCCCCUUGGGAUGCCCACACCGAUGAAUCUGACCAAACGUAUCGUCUGAGCGCAAACACCAGCGUAUUCAACAGGCUGCACCCAAACUCUAACAAAUCCAGGCCUCGAGCGGUGUACAACCCUGAGGCAGAACAUAAUUACGACUUAGUUUACCGCCCUGCAGAAGCAGCGGAAAACUCGAAGUUUAUACUGGAAAUAGCUCUGGCUCCGUUAGAGAGGGCAAAAUUACCAUCUAACAUCGGCAAAUUCAAUGGGUUAACUGACCCCGACGAUCAUUUGAGGGUCUUCACCAGCGCAGGAUUAGUCGGCGGUUGGACUCUUCCGCUUUGGUGCCAUUUGUUUGUUCAAACAUUAACGGGGCCAGCGCGAAUCUGGUUUGAUAAUCUACCAACGGGGCAAAUCGAGUCAUGGAAAGACCUGCGCCAAAAAUUCUUAACACACUUCAGCCAGCAAAGGCGCUCCAUGCGGGAUACAUCUGAUGUCAUGAACAUAUGGCGUCGAGAUGAUGAGAAUUUGGAAAAUUUUAUAACCAGGUAUAAUAAGGAAGUAUUGGAGAUCGGUGGUGUCCACGAACAGCUAAUCCGCGCUUAG